AGUAGGAGCAACAGAAGAAGAAACGAGAAAAAAAAAGGAGAAAAACAUAAAGCAAAAGGGCAAGUGGAAGAGAAUUCUUGUUGUUUAGCCCCUGCUUAACAGGACAGACCCUCCAAAGGAACGAGAGAUGGACGAUGUUUGAGGAGCAGUUUAUAAUCUGGACGACUUCUUACGUCUAUCCAGUAUCAUACCAGGUGAUUAAAAGCAUCGGACAGGAGGAACGUCGCUGGUCAUUCAGCCUCAGCUCAGCCUCUACAGAAGCAAAAUGCCUUCUUCAAAAAAGAAACUUCAGAGCAAAAACAGACCUCAGAGCCUUCGGGGCGAUGGCGCAACAAGCAAAGAAAAAUCACUCAGCUGUGAUCAGUGUGGAAAAACUUUUUGUACCUCAAAUUACCUCAAAAGCCACAAACUCAUGCACGGUGGAGAAAAGCCGUUCAGUUGUGAUGAGUGUGGGAAGACUUUCAACGUGAAGGGAUCCUUGGUCACACAUCAGCUCACACACAGCCGACUUAAAUCCUACUCCUGUAAUGACUGUGGGAAGGCUUUCAUCAGGAAGAGCCACUUAAAAAAACACAAAGUCAUCCACACCGGAGAAAAAGCUUACUGCUGCGAGGAGUGUGGGAAGGCCUUCACGCAGAUGGAAAACCUGAAACGGCACCGGAUCAUCCACAGUGGACUUAAACCUUACAGCUGCGGUCAGUGCGACAAGACGUUCAAUCAGAUGGGAAACUUAAUGACUCAUCAAAGCAUCCACUCUGGAAUUAAGUCGUACCGCUGUGACCUUUGUGGAAAAGCCUUCAGCCAGCAAGGAAACCUAAAAACGCACCUCCGCCUCCACACUGGAGAGGAUGUGUACUGCUGCCAUCUCUGUGGCAAACCGUUCGCGGUGUACUCGCACUUAAAAGCCCACCAAGUCGUUCACUCUGAAAGUAAACCCCAUCGCUGCGACCUGUGUGGGAAAGCCUACAGACAAAUAAGCAGCCUAAAAAUCCACAGACGGACCCACACUGGGGAGACACCCUACAAAUGUGACCAGUGUGACAAGGCCUUUAAAUCUUCCAGCGAUAGGAAACGGCACCAAGAGGUCCACAUCAGAGAGACACUGUUCACCCGCACACGCUGUCAGGAGCAGAGUAACGUGAUGGAGCAGAGUAACGUGAUGGAGCAGAGUAACGUGAUGGAGCAGCAGAGUAACGUGAUGGAGCAGACUCUCGGUCCGGUUGACGUCGUGCCGAUGGGAAACCAUGCUGCUCUGACCAGUGUUGAUGAACUUUCAUCCAGCAACGACCUCUACAAAGACAUAGUGUGUAAGCUGGAAACGGACUGAAAGUGAGGUUUUCCCACGCCAUCCUCAUUAAAUCCUCACCAACGUCAUCAACAGCCUGCAAGCCGCUUGUUAAAUAUCAUCAGGUAGCAGAAAUAUCCAGGUAUCUGUUGUCCAGAUCCUCCUAAAACCCUCAUCCAGGACGAAGUAACUGUUUCCACAAAGUACCACAAACAGACGUGUUGCUUGUACUCAGUAUCAGUUAUUGAUACACCCCAUGAUAGUAGAGUAAUCAGAGUAUUUCUGCAGAUGACAGGACUCUGUACAGGAGGUCUGAGGUUUAGUGAAGUCCUCUCUGGUGCUCCGGUGCUGCUGCACCUUCUCCGACACACAAUCCCUCACGGACAGACGAGAAUGGGAUGGAUGAAGCUGGCCGAUGAGGACGUCUUCAGCCCCCCGCCCAGUACAAAAAGCUCAGUAAAGUAGGUCCUCAAAGGUUAAACCAGUGCCCUCCCCUCUGGUACUGUCAUGAUGUGGGAUGUUAGGCAGGUCUGUGGUCAGGGGGCAGAUGAGGUCCACCUCUGGAUGCAGGAAGCUAUGAGGUUUCUCUGUUUCCAGUCUUGGGAACAAAAUACAUCCUGAUCCAAACUUUAAAAAAAUAUUAUUAAACACCAGAAUAGAUACGAACGAUUUUACACAGUUUUAUGAGCAGUGUGAGAGCCGCCCUGAAGGAAACCGUCACUGUUUCAUAUAGUUUCAUGCUGGAGAAUUAUAUUGGCUGGUUGGUUGGCCCCUCCCCUUUCUUUGCCCUCUGUGUUGUUUUCGUUAUACACACAUUUUAAAUUGGAUUUAAGAGAAAUGAUGUGAAAUUUGUUUAUGCCUCAGUCUUGUCCGGGACUCCCUGGGAGAAGAAACUUUAUCUCAAUUAAACCUUUGUGAUUGAAUAAAGUGGUCUGAUUUUACCUAAAGACAGAGGAGAUGAAUAGAUAUUCAUAGAAUAACGUUUCAUUUUCACGUAGGAAACAGUUGAUAAACUGUAGGGUAAUUAGAAGUGCAGCAGACAGAGAGAGAAGGUUGAAGUCUCCAGAAAUUUCCAUGAAUGCUUUGGGAUGUUUGUAACCUAGCAACGUCUGAGAUGAUGAUGAUGAUGAAGACCAUGUCAGAUGCUGCACAGUUAGACUUGUGCCAGAGUAACAACAGAGUAGAUGAUAUAAAAAAAAAACUCAUAGAAAGUAUUUAAGUCUUGGAGACAGAUUUCUCCUUCACAUCCAGGAUUGAACACACUGUUUUUUGCUUUGUCUGCUCUUUCUGAUGUCAGAGGUGUUAAGAUGUGGAAUAUGAUCCAAGUCUGUAAAAACAGCCCAUAAACUGUGUCAGUGCCACAAGCUCAUCAUGUUAACCAUCAUUUAACCAUCAAUCAUGAUGCCUGAGGGAAGAAAUGCUUUAAGCAUCCGCUCCUUUUCUCUCACAAGAAGAAGUCCGUGCUGCACCGAUAUAUCAUGAAUGUGUGGCAUUAAGCAUGUAAUAAACUGUUUAUGCUGACAGUGAAGGGUCAACAUCUCAGUAACAGACGUAACAGUAAAUACAGACGUGUGUGUGUGUGUGUGUGUGUGUGUGUGUGUGUGUGUGUGUGUGUACACACGUGAACAAAAGUGUUGGUCCCCUUCGGUUAAUAAAAGUAAAACUCACAAUGGCCACAGAAAUAACUUGAAUCUGACAAAAGUAAUAAUAAAUAAAAAUUCUAUGAAAUUUAAC
Molecule: messenger RNA, 3019 nt
Organism: Melanotaenia boesemani (Boeseman's rainbowfish)
Lineage: Eukaryota; Metazoa; Chordata; Actinopteri; Atheriniformes; Melanotaeniidae
Product: zinc finger protein 239-like
Exons: 4
Coding region: 266-1327 (353 amino acids)
Biological process (GO): regulation of transcription by RNA polymerase II
Molecular function (GO): DNA-binding transcription factor activity, RNA polymerase II-specific; RNA polymerase II cis-regulatory region sequence-specific DNA binding
Source: RefSeq, a predicted model, not a curated record